CGUGCCUAAAAUCUGAUUCAGUAUUAAGUAUUCACUCAGUGCUUAUUUUGAAAUAUUUUAAUUCUUUACGUAAAAAUAGCUUUAUUCAGCCAUCUAAUUUAUUUUAUAAUUGUUUUUAAUAUCGCAUGAACCUUGUUAAACUGAUUUUACAACUGAACAAUAUAGAUAUUACUUUAUGAUUAUUUGUAAUAACAUAACCAUAACAAUAAAAAAUGAGUAGUAGCAGUUUGUUAGAAAAUGAUCAAGGUGAAAAUUAUAUUCAAGAUCCUUCAAUUUCAUCAACAGCUACCUGUAUAAAACCGAGGGUUGUAUACAUUCGGCCCGAAUUUGCUGGACUGUAUAACUCCCCACUUCCAAAUGCACAUCAGGUAACAAAAACCGCAGGACUGUCCACAUCCAAGGCUUUGAUUCUUGUUGGAAUUAUUUUUCUAUCAUCACUUAUGAUAUUAUCAUAUCUUUAUAAACAGUCCCCAGAUUUAGAGGAACAUGAGAAGAAACAUAUAAAGUUACCUUGGGACCUAGAAGAUGCGAAACAGUUAGGAUUAGUAUUGGACAGAUAUAAAGACAAGUAUUUUUACCAAGUAUUGAUAGGAGUAUUUUUGGUAUAUAUUUUCUUGCAAACAUUUGCAAUCCCCGGAUCUUUAUUUUUGAGCAUUCUUUCAGGAUUUUUGUUUCCAUUUUAUUUAGCAUUACUGCUUGUAUGCUGUUGUUCGGCGAUUGGUGCAAGUUUGUGCUUCUUUUUGUCACAUUUACUUGGAAAGAGACUUGUUAAACGAUUUUUUCCUGAAAGGGCAGCGCAGUGGUCCAUCACUGUUGAGAAACAUAAAAAUAAUUUGCUCAAUUACAUGAUAUUUUUGAGAGUGACACCAUUUUUACCAAAUUGGUUUAUCAAUUUGACUGCACCUGUGAUUGGGGUACCAUUAGUCCCGUUUGCCUUGGGAACAUUUAUUGGUGUGGCACCUCCAUCAUUCGUCGCUAUUCAAGCAGGCCAAACCCUUCAUACGCUCACAUCGACCAGAGAAGCUUGGUCUUGGACAUCUGUUACAAUUCUAAGUGCCUUUGCUCUUAUCUCAUUAGUGCCUGUUCUACUCAAGCAAAGGCUUAGAGAGAAAUUCGAAUAGUGUAAUAGUAAAAUUAAAUCCAUUUGUGAUGUAACAUUGAUGAUCAAAUGCCAAUGGUUAGCGUAAUUGUUGUAUAAAAUGAAAUUUAUUUAUUUUAGAAUAUAUUAUAUGUAAUUUAAUUGACAUUCCAUUUGGA
Molecule: messenger RNA, 1257 nt
Organism: Leptidea sinapis
Lineage: Eukaryota; Metazoa; Arthropoda; Insecta; Lepidoptera; Pieridae
Gene: stas
Product: transmembrane protein 41 homolog
Exons: 5
Coding region: 213-1121 (302 amino acids)
Cellular component (GO): endoplasmic reticulum membrane
Source: RefSeq, a predicted model, not a curated record